AUGUUUUCAAGCACAGCUGCAGAGCCAAUGCGAGCAUUUCCGCUCCACGAACGUCAACCCAGCGAUCAAUCGCGGUCAUAUGCCAACCCACCUCGACACUUGGUCGAGUUGCCACGUCCACUGGAGCCCCGGCCCACCCAUCAACUGCACUCAGCACACUCUGAAGCUUCUCGCGAUCGAAGGCGAUCAGAUGGUUUUGGCCAACCAGCGCCCAUGCAGCCAGAGUACCGACCACAGACACAGAAUCUUCCACGACUUCACGACAUUUUAACGUCAGGUCCUUCAGCACCAAGCCCGCCAACAUAUGGAGGCAGCUGGAACAAUACAGCUGGGCCACCAGCUCUCCAGCAGAACGGCGAUGGCCAUUACAGCCAUAAUGGAUGGCACCCACCCAUGGUAGAGCCACCCCGCGGUCAUGAAUCCUCUUAUCAUUCUCAGCAGGGCCGUCGUUUAGAGUUACCGAUAUUGGAGACUAGCCCAGUGACGAGACACGACAGCCAUGUGCCUCAACAAUCACCAUAUCACACCUACCACGAGCCACGAAGAGAGUACGAUCCUAGACGCGAACGCCCACAUGAGCCACCUUCAGCAUCCUACUUACCGAACCGUGCAGAGGAGCAGCAUUAUAGGAGUCCUGCCGGAUCCAUUGAUCGACCACGGACCCAUGCAUUUCCACCUAAUGCUCCUGAGUCAUCGAAGAAGUACAUCGGUGUUAGAGAGGUUCCUGGCGAAGGACAAUUCCACCUCUACGAAGGUGGCUACCGCAUUCCCACCUCAGUCGACGGCGAGAACGUCAAUCCUGCCUGGGGCCUCACUAAAGCAAAUAAGCCAAGGAAACGCUUGGCCAUGGCAUGCCUAGACUGUCGCGAGAAGAAAAUCAAGUGCGAGCCUGGAGCCAGCAGCUGCCUGCAGUGCGAGAAGGCUAAGCGGCCGUGUCGAAAAGCUCCUACCCACCAAUCCCAGUCCGAGCCGGGCACGACGCCUGUAUGGCAAAGCAGUGCUGGAUCUCCAGUCCGCAACACAGGCUUUCCCGAUCCAAACCACGCAAACAUUCGCGAACUCGAAUUCGACCCUUCCACGAAACGCAGGACGCUUGAUGAUGAUUCUCCUUCUGGUGGACCUGCCAAGAAGCAUAGAUCGACAUCACCAGUACAGGCAGUAAACGGCAAUGGUUUGCCUGGACACGGCUCAGCAAGUCUUCACACCUCGCCGGUCAUGCCGAGAUCACCAGGAAAAGUCGUGUGUUUGGAGGAAGACCCGUACGCGGCAGAGCCUGAAAUGACACUGACUCUCCUAGAGUACUACCUAACAGACGUCAACGAUGCGACGUAUCGCAUGUUCCCGCGGCACCAUUUGAUGCAUUGGCUUCGUGCAUAUCCUCAGAAGUCCCAAAAUGAGAGAAUGGUGCUGUACGCCAUCCUCGCUCUUGGCUCCACUUUCGCGGACGAUCAGUACUCAGGAUUCGGGAAACAUUGCGCAAACAUUGCCACAGAGGCUGUGCUCUCCAAGUCUGGUCGUUCCACCAUGGCCUUCAUACAGACACGCUUAAUUCUGGGCCUAUAUCACUUCGCAAGAGGCGCUAACAGCGCCGCUUGGGAGUAUAUUUCCGCUGGCGUCAGCGCAGGGAGCUACUUGUGCUAUCAUACAGAGGAUGGGUGUGCCGAGGACGAGACAGCCGGAGAACGGCGCAGCGAAUUCGCUCUUUCCAAAGAGCAGCUGAUCGAGUGCAAACGGCGGACCUUGUGGUCUGGCUUUAUCAUGGAUCGAUAUUGCGGCGCCACGCACACGAUGAUCAAUAACCAGGACAUCUUCAUCCGCCUACCUUGUACAGAUGAUGCUUUCGAGCGCGGUUUCGCCUCCAACGCCCCGUAUCAUAACAAUGGCAUCGUCGAUCCUUCCAGGGCCAUACUUACUGCGUCCAGCGCUCUUUCACCCAUGGCCUGGGUCAUCUUAAUAUCCGCAAUCUGGGGGGAUGUCGUCAACUUCAUCAACCGAUCGGUACAUCGCGCUCCGAACUCGUACGAAGAUCAAUAUGAAAAGUUCUACGACGACACCCACGCCGCGUUGCAAGGUUGGCAAUCGCGCUUACCAGAUCAUCUGCAGUUCUCGCGACCCAACGCAGAGAGAAGCAUACAGGGGGGAUAUGCUGGACCUUUCGUUUCGAUGCAUAUCUUGUACCAUCUCUCUUUCUUGAAGAUGAACAGAUUUGUGAGGCAUGAGUACAUUUCGAAGUCGAUUGCAAGGAACGUACGAGGCACACAUCGACAUGCCCUUGAGAUUCUACAAGUCAUGAGCUGCUUGCGGGCCGCAAAUGAUGGUCUGGCAAAGGAGAACCAUCAAACAUUUUCUCUCACCAUGUCGUUUGCAGGCUACGCAAUUCUGGCUGCCAUCGACGUCGUUGGAGCUGGUGGUCUGGACUCAGGCUUGACUACGACACUGGAUCUCAUUGGCUGUGGUUUGGAGUCGUUGCGCGAACUCGGCAGAUACUGGAACAGCGCAAGGGAUCAGCACAAGGCGUGCGAAAAGCGAUUCUAUCAGAUUCACAAUGUCCUCAAGCAUCCAUUCACAGCACGCAGCGGCUGCUGGCUCGGGCGAGAAUGGGGCGUGCACUCAUCACUGGAACGUGAGUUCGACCUGAAGGACGAUUGCAUUUAUGGCGUCUCGGACAGGGACUACUUCGAUGCCUUGAAAGAGGAUACUCCGGAAGGGAGGCCAAACGGCACUUUACGCAUCGCUUGA
Messenger RNA from Fulvia fulva, 2739 nucleotides. RefSeq lists its product as uncharacterized. Gene Ontology annotation, biological process: DNA-templated transcription; regulation of DNA-templated transcription. NCBI's taxonomy places the organism in Eukaryota, Fungi, Ascomycota, Dothideomycetes, Mycosphaerellales, Mycosphaerellaceae. The coding region runs from base 1 to 2739 and encodes 912 amino acids. The transcript is spliced from 2 exons. The record is from RefSeq and is a predicted model, not a curated record. Gene Ontology annotation, molecular function: zinc ion binding; DNA-binding transcription factor activity, RNA polymerase II-specific; DNA binding. Gene Ontology annotation, cellular component: nucleus.